Messenger RNA from Tetrahymena thermophila SB210, 1209 nucleotides. RefSeq lists its product as hypothetical. Lineage: Eukaryota; Ciliophora; Oligohymenophorea; Hymenostomatida; Tetrahymenidae. The transcript has 2 exons. The record is from RefSeq and is a predicted model, not a curated record.
AUGGAAUAACAAAAAAAUCAAAUUGAUUAAAACUUUGCCAAAGUAGAAAUUAAUCCAUUUACAACACAAGAAAUGCUAAUUUAGUAAAUGGAAUAAUUUUUAAACCAAGAAGAAAUUUAAUUAGCUAUAUUCAAAAGAAGCGAUUGCAAUAUAAUACUUGAAAAUAUUCUUUAGAAGUUAAAAAAAUUGAAUAAUUUGAAUAUUUUUAAAAUAACACUUUAGAAUUUCAGAGAAAUUGAUUUUGAUCAUUUGUUUUCUCAUACUUCAAAUAUAAGAAGUAUUCGUGAACUUGAUAUUACAUUAUUUAAAGACAUUUAACAAUUCAAACCCAUAUCUCAUAAUGCAGGUCACUAUUUAUGUCAAUUAAAUGAUCUAUAGAUUCUAAAUUUAUAGAUGAAUUUAAAAAGAUUUUAGUAUAGCGAAUAAACUUUUAACUUUUACGAAGUUUAUUAAAAAUGUAAUAAACUUAAAAAAUUAGAUUUUACAAUUAAAAGUUCAAACUAUAAUACUUUUAUAUUUGAGUCACUUUUAGAUGGGAUUAGACUCAUUUUAAAUUUAGAAAAAUUAAAUAUUCGUGUUUAUGGAAAACUAUGCUAUAAUUCUUUAUUCAAUAAGUUAUAUAAUGAAUUAAAAGAUUUAAAAAAUAUUAAAAGUUUAGAAUUAAGCUUUAUUUGGUCAUAUGGAGCUAAAUUUUAGGAAUUUAAAAAUUUGUUCUAAUAAUUGUCCAAGAUUUCAAGUCUUGAGAGCAUAAAAAUAAGCAUAGCAUUAAAUAUCUAAGAAGUAUAACAAGAUGACUAAUACGAUGAUUUAAAAAAAAUUAUGAGUGAAUUCUAAAGCUUAAAAAAAUUAAAUUUCAAUUUAUGCUAUUGCAAAAACAUCAAUCUUAUCAAAAUGCUUGAGUCAAUAGCUUCUCUACCAAACGUAGAAGAGACUACAAUUGAUUUUUAUGUAAAUGAGACAUCUUCAUUUUAAAAUAAUUUAUCAAAUCUUGUAAAAGCUCUUUGCAGUGUGCAGAGUUUAAUAGCAUUAAACAUUUACUUUUCAAGUAUUAUUGAAAUAAAUUUUGAACAAUAUUUGAAUUUAAUAAGUGAAUUAAAGAACUUAUAGAAAUUAAAAAAGUUGACUCUAUACUCAUAAAUGAAUAGAAAUUAAAAAACUAUUCCACAUUUGAAUUUUGAUGAUUUGAUUGAGACAGCAAUACAUUUUUGA